Messenger RNA from Punctularia strigosozonata HHB-11173 SS5, 1296 nucleotides. RefSeq lists its product as uncharacterized. The coding region runs from base 1 to 1296 and encodes 431 amino acids. The record is from RefSeq and is a predicted model, not a curated record. Lineage: Eukaryota; Fungi; Basidiomycota; Agaricomycetes; Corticiales; Punctulariaceae. The transcript has 9 exons. Gene Ontology annotation, molecular function: 6-phosphogluconolactonase activity; protein binding.
AUGAUGUUCUCCAAGUCUUUCGCCUCUCUCACUCUGCUCGUCGCGGCCGCUUGUGUCUCUGCAGCCCCGGUCAUUAACAAGAAAACGAUGGUCAUGAACAACAGCGUGGGCCUGAAAGGAAACUCAGCCGGAGCCGCCUACUUCAUCACCAACGAGCCCAGCGGCAACUUUGUCGUGUCUGCAGACAUCCACUCUGACGGCACUCUGACCCUCGCCAGGGCCGUAAGCGCAGACGGCCGCGGAGAGCACGGCAAUGAUGCCCCCGCUGCCACGGGUCCCGAUGGACUCUUCUCGCAAGCCUCCGUCAAGGCGUCCCAAAACGGCAAGGUCCUGGCGACCGUCAACCCUGGUUCCAACACAGUUGCGAUUUUCGCUAUCAACGCCAAGAACCCAUCUAUCAUUAACAUGAUUGGCAAGCCCGUAUCGACUGAGGGAGAGUUCCCCAUGUCCCUUGCUCUCAACGAGGCUGGCAACAAACUCUGCGUCCUCAACGGAGGCCAAGUGAACGGAGUGAACUGCUACAAGGUCGACCCCAAGAAUGGGCUUCAGGCGAUUGGCGGCACACUGCGCUCGCUCGGUUUGAACCAAACCACGCCAGCCACUGGUCCCGCUGGCACCACCUCGCAACUCCUCUUCAGCUCGGACGAGAAGUCGCUCAUAGCCUCAGUCAAGGGCGUGCCACCGCAACCAGGUUUCCUCGCCGUCUGGUCCGUCAACGGUGACGACUCGCUCUCGCCCGACUUCACCAAGGUCGCGCCCGCCGCCGGCGGCCUGCUCCCGUUCUCGAUGACUCCGAUCCCGGGAAAGAACGCACUGCUCGUGACCGACCCCGGUCUCGGCUUCGACGUGUUCGAUCUGUCCAACGUCCAGUCAGGCGGUAACUCGCAGAGCGCGAUCAACGCCACCGGCGCGAGCAGCGCGAACCCAAUCUCUGGUCAGAGCGCGACGUGCUGGAGCAGCUUCAGCACCAAGACGGGCAACUUCUACCUCACCGACAUUGGGACCGCGAUGGUUACUGAGGUCAACGUUGAUUCCAACCUGAACAGCACCAUCGUCAAGCAAUACGCGCAGAAGGCGAGCUCCGGUACUAUCGAUAACGCCAUCGCCACCGUGAACGGAAAAGAUUUCCUCUACGUCCUCGGUGCCAACGCGACGCAGAUCAACGUCCUUUCUCUUGACGCCCCCGGUCAAGCACGAGGCAUUCAGACUCUUGAUAUCGCCGGCCCGUCAAAGAAUGCAGGGCUCACGGUGAACCCCUUCAAUUUGCAGGGCAUGACUACGUUCAUCAAGAACUGA